AUGCCAACAACAACAGCAGCAGCAACAACAACUACAACAACAGCGGCAGCAAUUACACCAUCAAAUCCAUUAAAUUCAAGUGGAGGAAAUGUAUUUAUAAACACAAAUGGUUUGACAAUGUCGCCAAUUGUAAAUGCAUUAAUUCAACCACCUCAACCGUCUCAAUCACCACCAUUAUCAAUACCAUCACCAACUCAAUCAAUGUUGGUACCAACAUCAUUUUUAACAAACCCUCAAACAAAUGAACCUUCAUCACAAUCACAACAGCCACAACAACAGCUACAACAACAACAACAACAACAACAACAACAACAACAACAACAACAACAACAACAACAACAGCAACAACCACCACAACCACCACAACCACCACAACAACAACAAUCAUCAUCGUUCUUUGAAGGUACCCAACCAAAUGAACAUGUAAAUACUUCACCAAGUCAUCAAGUAUCUCAUCAUCAAUUUACAUCACCACAUCAUCAACAUUCAAGCUUUUUAAAUGGAGCACUCUUUUUAAAUUCACCAAGUAGUAAUGGUAUCAAUGGAAGUCUUUCAUCACAACUAACAUUGGGUGACCCUAAUGCUGAACUCGAUAAAUUUUUAUCUUUAGAUAAUGAUCAUUUAAGUUUAGAUCAUUUUCCUGCUCAACUGAGUCCAACUUUAGAUUCUUCACUUCGUCAACAUCACUAUAAAAAAUCUUCAACAUAA
Molecule: messenger RNA, 708 nt
Organism: Dictyostelium discoideum AX4
Lineage: Eukaryota; Evosea; Eumycetozoa; Dictyosteliales; Dictyosteliaceae
Exons: 1
Coding region: 1-708 (235 amino acids)
Source: RefSeq, a predicted model, not a curated record